AUGUCUAACAUAUUUUCUGGAAUUAACGCUCGAUUCCGUGGCGGCUCAAACAAACCGCCCGGCCCUCAAAAGAGCCCACCGCCCUCAGCCGUUGGUCAGCAUCCCGGUGCGCCAGUGUCCGACACCAUGCAGCAAUCAGGCCAGCCCUCGACGAAUUUUGCUCCGAAAGUACCGCCACUGCCAAACUCCCCAUCUCUCGCUCAGACUAUCGGCAUGGACGAAUCCAGCGGCGUCAUGGCUACCGGUGACGAUAUUAUCAACUCAUACCACCUACCUCGACCCCUACCCCUCUGGGUGGACGGUAACUACACCAAGCACAUCGUCAAGGGCAACUUCAUGACCCUCAGUGCUCGGCCGAAAACUGUGGAACAGGGCGAGUGGGUUGCUCACCAGAUUGUUGAACAUUAUCGCAACCUGUGGAACUUUGUUCGUGUGCUUCAUGAAAAGGAGGAUGACGGUAGCACAAUAUGUAGCGCGGCAACGUGCCCUCGCAUGUCCGCUGGAGCAAAUCAUUCUUUUACGUGGCUAAAUAAGAGGCAAGAGCCCGUUGAGCUGCCGGCGAUUGAGUACAUGACGCUGAUGCAGCGUUGGAUCUCGGGCAAGGUCGACGACACAACCAUAUUCCCCACAGACCCAUCUGGAGUUUCAUAUGCUCACAAUCCAGCCAUUACCACGACCCCUCUCUCUCAGCUUACUAACCCUGGCGACCCUGACUGGAUUGGAAAGCGAUCAGGAUUCCCAGAGAAGUUUGUCGAUAUAUCGCAGAUGAUCUUUCGCCAAAUGUUCCGCGUAUAUGCCCAUCUAUACUGGGCUCAUUUCACGGUGCCAUUUUACCAUCUCAACCUAGAGAAGCAACUCAACAGCUGUUUCUCACAUUUUGUGCUUACAGCCACGGCUCUUGAUAUGCUCAAGCCGCAAGAGCUGGAGCCUAUGCAGCCUUUGCUCGACAUUUGGGCCGCCAACGGCACUUUCCCCCCAGAGUCCAAGGCAUAUGAAUACGCCAAUCUCCGUGCCGGAGAGCGGCUCCUCGAACUAGCCGGUGUCGAGCUGGAGGGUCGGUAG
Messenger RNA from Drechmeria coniospora, 1062 nucleotides. RefSeq names its product Mob1/phocein. Gene Ontology annotation, biological process: positive regulation of protein phosphorylation; signal transduction; cell division. The coding region runs from base 1 to 1062 and encodes 353 amino acids. The transcript is spliced from 4 exons. Gene Ontology annotation, cellular component: nucleus; cytoplasm. Gene Ontology annotation, molecular function: protein kinase activator activity. The record is from RefSeq and is a predicted model, not a curated record. NCBI's taxonomy places the organism in Eukaryota, Fungi, Ascomycota, Sordariomycetes, Hypocreales, Ophiocordycipitaceae.